Molecule: messenger RNA, 1381 nt
Organism: Podarcis raffonei (Aeolian wall lizard)
Lineage: Eukaryota; Metazoa; Chordata; Lepidosauria; Squamata; Lacertidae
Product: vomeronasal type-2 receptor 26-like
Exons: 1
Coding region: 52-975 (307 amino acids)
Biological process (GO): G protein-coupled receptor signaling pathway
Cellular component (GO): membrane
Molecular function (GO): G protein-coupled receptor activity
Source: RefSeq, a predicted model, not a curated record
CUCUGCCCAUGCAACUCUGAUUACCAUCCAGUAUGUUUAAAAGAGUGAAAAAUGAUUUCCCCCCUUCUUGCAGAUAUGAAUGACUGUGUCACAUGUCCAGAACAUCUGUAUCCAAAGAGGGACAGGACUCAAUGCCUUCCUAAGAUUCUAAACUUUCUGUCUUAUGAUGAGCCUUUGGGGAUCAUUUUAGCUUUCUUGGCACUGUUUUUGUCUCUGAUCAUGUCUGUGGUGCUUGGAAUCUUCAUUAGGUUCCAGAACACCCCUAUUGUCAAAGCCAACAAUAGGAAUCUCACCUACUCUCUGCUCAUUUCCCUCCUGCUCUGUUUUCUCUGCUCCUUACUGUUCAUAGGCCAACCUCAGACACUGACCUGCCUCCUACGGCAAACAGCUUUUGGACUCAUUUUCUCUGUGGCAAUUUCUUCUGUGUUGGCCAAAACCAUCACUGUGGUUCUCGCAUUCAUGGCUAGUAAGCCAGGAGGCAGAAUGAGGAAAUGGCUAGGGAAAAAACUGGCGAACUCAGUUGUUCUUUCUUGUUCUAUUUUUCAAGCGGGGAUUUGUAUGCUGUGGUUAGUCACAGCUCCUCCGUCUACAUAUUUGGACAUGCACUCUCUAGUUGAAGAAAUUGUAGUGGAAUGCAAUGAAGGGUCUGUGACUAUGUUUUACUGUGUUCUGGGCUACUUGGGAUUAAUGGCACUAGUAACCUUUGUUGUGGCUUUCUUUGCAAGGAAGUUGCCUAACACAUUCAAUGAAGCCAAAUUCAUCACUUUUAGCAUGCUGUUAUUUUGCAGUGUUUGGGUGACCUUUGUGCCCACCUACCUGAGCACCAAGGGAAAAUAUAUGGUGUCUGUGGAGAUCUUUUCUAUCUUGGCUUCCAGUGCAGGAUUACUGGGUUGUAUUUUCUUUCCAAAAUGCUAUAUAAUUAUUCUGAGGCCCAAGCUGAAUAGCAAGGAUCAAAUGUUAGUAAGAAAUAAGUAAGCAUGUCUAUAAUGGUCUAAGCAGAAGUCCUGCUGUUGAUUGUUUUAAGCCCCAAUAGUGGAGCAGAAUGAUGCUGCAUUUAUAAGCGAUAUUUUAAUUGUGACAGAGGUAGCAACUGCAGAAAACUGAAAACAAUGCGCAAGUUGAAAACGUAUUAUUUAGUGUGCAGUUCUAUGAUUGUCUACUCAAAUAUAAAUUCUAGGGAGCACAAUGAUGCUUAUAUCUAGGUAAAUGGGUUUGACAACCCUAUAAUUUGAUGUAUUUCUAUCAUGACAAUGUCACUGAGGAAAGGUUUUUAGAAAAUUGUUUCAGUGGCAUGCUCAUUUUUAAAAGCUGUAUAUGUAUGCUUAUUUCUGGUUUUAAAAAACAUCAUAAUGCAAAAAUGUUGAUAAUAAAAUUUCAUACC